AUGGCCAUCUCUACACUGGAGAUGAAUAUCAUUGUAGGGCUGGUCACCAUCCUCAUUGUCUUCGUGUUGGUACGACCGUCACGCUAUGUUCAGGGCUCAAGCGACGUCAAUGUUCAGGUGCUGGCUCUGGGCGACAUCGGCCGGAGCCCUCGUAUGAGAUAUCAUGCUCUGAGCAUUGCCCAAAAUGGUGCGCAGGUGCAGUUGAUGGGAUUUCUCGACUCCGAACUGGACGAUGAUAUCAAAAACAACAACCUCAUCGACAUUGUACCAAUCCCAUCACCCGCAAAGUGGUUGCAGACGUCAAACCGGCUAUUGUUCCUGGUUGUCGCUCCACUGAAGGUUUUGCAUCAGGUGUGGCUUCUCUGGCAGACACUGGCAUACCACGUGCGACCAGCACAAUGGCUCCUGGUUCAGAAUCCGCCAUCAAUACCCACGCUUCUGCUCGCGACUGUCAUCUGCUAUCUUCGCGGCCAGAAAAUGGUCAUCGAUUGGCACAACUUUGGCUACAGCAUACUUGCGUUGAAGCUUGGUGAGAAGCAUCCCCUCGUCCGCAUUGCAUGGGCUUAUGAGUUCUUCUUUGCCACAUUCGCGACACAUCACAUCGUUGUAACGGAUGCCAUGGGUCAUGUUCUCCGCGAUCAACUUGGCCUGCGAGCCAGCAUCAGAACAUUGCAUGAUCGGCCAGCCGACAUUUUCCAGCCAAUGGACGCAACCAAGCGUCUUGCAUUCCUCCAGCAAUACAAGAGCGUGUUGAAGCACUACAACAGCCUGGCAGACGAGAAAGCGUAUCUGCUCGUUUCGUCCACCUCCUGGACUCCGGAUGAGGACUUUUCGAUCUUGUUGGACGCUCUUUGCCAGUACUCACAGAGAGCCGCGUCAGGAAGCAAUCUGCCUGAGGUAGUCAUUGUCAUCACCGGAAAGGGGCCACAGAAGCAGCACUACGAGACUCUCAUCGACAAGCUGACCAGCCAAGGCAUGCUCAGCAAAGUGCACAUCUACACGGAUUGGCUCAGCUUCUCAGACUAUGCCAGACUUCUGGCGGCUGCAGACCUCGGCAUAUCACUACACACAAGCAGCUCCGGUGUUGACCUUCCCAUGAAAGUUGUCGACAUGUUUGGCGCAGGAUUGCCUGUUCUUGGCUUCAGUCAAUUUGCUGCAUGGCCUGAGCUCGUCACAGAAGGUGUCGAUGGCAGAGGCUUCGGAAAUGCUGAUGAGAUGGCCAUGAUUCUGCAAGAGCUUCUACACCCUUCUCAUACCCGUCUUGAUGGACUCAAAGCUGGUGCGCUCAAGCAAAGCAAGCGGCGCUGGUCUGACGAGUGGGUGGUGAUGAAGGGCACACUCGGGCUUGGAUAA
Cyphellophora attinorum is the source of this 1353-nucleotide messenger RNA. RefSeq names its product Chitobiosyldiphosphodolichol beta-mannosyltransferase. Lineage: Eukaryota; Fungi; Ascomycota; Eurotiomycetes; Chaetothyriales; Cyphellophoraceae. Gene Ontology annotation, cellular component: endoplasmic reticulum. The transcript has 2 exons. Gene Ontology annotation, molecular function: mannosyltransferase activity. The coding region runs from base 1 to 1353 and encodes 450 amino acids. The record is from RefSeq and is a predicted model, not a curated record.